CCCAUCAUGAAUAUUAAGGAUUAUUUUGGAAGAAUUUGUUACAAAGGUCCCCAAGAAAAAAUAGACUUAGGGACUUUAACAGAAAUCUUUCAGCAUCACAUCCGCGCUGUGCCCUUUGAAAAUCUCAGUCUACACUGUGGUGAAACCAUUCAGUUGGAUUUAGAACUUACUUAUGACAAAAUCGUGAAGCACAAUCGUGGCGGAUGGUGCAUGGAGAACAACCAGCUUCUAUUCUGGGCCCUCCAGACAAUGGGCUACAAAAGUAGUCUUUUAGGAGCAUGUGUUUAUGACCCUGAGCAAAAUGCCUACCAUAAAGAUUUCACUCAUCUCCUGAUCAAAGUAGUUCUUGAGGGUAAAAUCUAUAUUGUAGAUGGAGGGUUUGGGGUUGCUUAUCAGAUGUGGCAACCAAUGGAACUGAUUUCUGGGAAGAACCAGCCUCAGACCCCAGGCGUCUUUUGCUUCACAGAGAAGAAUGGAGUGUGGUACUUUCACAAAUUAAAGCACAAGAAAUUCAAGAUGGAUUCUGAUAACAGAACUCUCUGCUGUGACCCUGUGAAAAACAUGGCCUAUAAAAAUGUUUACUCAUUUACCUUGCAACCAAGGACAAUAGAUGAUUUCCGGCCCUCCUGUUUACAACUCCAAAUGGAUCCAAGUUCUAUUUUUUUAAAGAAAUCCAUCUGUAGUCUCCAGACUCCUGAUGGAUUUCUAGCUUUGAUUGGGUGGAUGCUGACUGAAACCAAAUAUAAUUAUAAGGACAACAGGGAUCUAGUGGAAAGCACCAUCCUUACUGAUGAAGAAGUGCAGGAAAUCCUGAAGGAGCGAUUCAAGAUUCAGUUGGACAAAAAGUUUGUCCCUUGUAACACGGGCUCAGUAUCAAUGUUUUAAUUCAGAUGACAAAGGUUAACUCACUCGACAGAUGUCAACCACUCGGUUCAUCUUAAAAAGCAACUGAAAUGAAAUUUCAAAGCAAAUUUGGAGAAUCCUGCAUCGUUAAAUGAUCCAAGGAAAGUUAUGAGAACACUUUAGAGAAGAAGAUGCUGUGUUUUCUUGGGCAGACUCAGGGCAAUUUAGAGGGCAAGUGAAAUAUUUCAGAAAGUUGAAGUUGCUUGGUGUAGGGUUUCCCAUGGGGAGAUAGAAGUCUACCUUAAAUAGGAAAAGGGAUAAGAAAAGGAUUUUGUAAGGCUAUCCGUCUGAUUUUUGACUGGGUCCUAUAUAUCUCUAGCUUCAGCUUGAUGGUAAGACUUUAAAUUUGUAUCUUUUUAGUCCUUUAUAUCUCCCUAUACAUCUUGGAGACUAGGUGGUACCUCUUCCAUACCGAAUAUGGCAUUCACUAUAUGAUAAUAAUGUGAUCUCUCGCUUUCUCUCUCUCUCUUUCUCCCCAUUCUUAAAUGGCAUUUCAUUCUGCCAUAAUUAUUUGGGACUAUCCACAAUAGAGGGAAAAAUUCCUCCUGCUCUAAACACAGCACCAGGUUUUUCACUUUGGGACAGCCACCAAAUGCAGUAGCUGCAAGCCAUGAUUGAGUGACUAAGCAUAUUACCUUUCGAAAGAGCAGUCCUGGGAAUUUUGGCAUUACAAAUCCCUAGCUGAUGAGAGAGAGAAAGACAAACCAUAGCCAGCCAGACAAUAAAUGAGGUGGACCAGGAGAAUUUAGAAUGAUGGACCAAUCUGGUUUACAGCUGGAACACAAAAUAUACCCCACAGGAACCACAACCAGAGUGUGUGGUUUCAAAAAUAUGGAGUUCUUCUCUCAUUUGGGGGUUUGAAAGGGGCAAAACAGGCAUCUUGACAUGCAGAUAUUUUGCAUCAAAAAUGGAGAUACUGUUUGUGGCUAGUGCAUCUGUCCGGCUGAGUGAUGCCCUGUGGAAGCAUGGAGUGCCUUUAUCUGCUUUGACUCAUUUACCAACUGUGACCUUAUCUGGCCAGAGACAGCCUUGAAGCAGUCAUUCACACUCUGUUAACUUCCUGGUUGGACUAUGGCAAUGCACUAGAUAUGGGACUCCCUUUGGAAAUGGUUUAGAAACACCAGGUAGUUCAAAAUAGAGGGGCCAAAUGGCUCACUGGGAUGGGCUGAUAUAAACAUAUUGUGACUGUCUGCCAGUCCAUUUCUGGACCUAAUUCAAAAGGCUGCUUUUGACCUUUAAAGGCCUAAAUGCCUAGAUCAAUUUAUCUGAAGAUUUCUCCUGUAUGUACUGGUAGUCCUUGACUUAUGACCAUUUGUUUAAUGACAGUGCAAAGUUAUGACGGUGUUGGAAUGGGUGCUUUAGAGCCUGUCAAGCACUUCUGAGUGUCGCAAAGUGUCACACCAAACCCUGGGGUCACAUGAUUGCAUUUUGGGCACUUGGCGACAGGUUCUCAUUUAUGACCAGUUGUAGCAUCCCAUGGUCACGUGAUCAUGUUUUGCAACUUUUUUGCCAUGUUCCAGCAAAAAACAGCCAUUGUGGAAGCUGGAUUUGCCUAACAACCACCAUAAAAAUGGUCAUAAAAUUGGGUCCAGACACGUGGUGACUCAACUUAUGACUGCAACGACUUACAAUGGAAAUUCUGGUCCCAAUUGUGAUCAUAAGUCAAGGACUACUUGUAACUACUCAGAUCUUUAAGAUCUUCUAAUGAGGCCCUCCAAAGAAAGUGAAAGUGGACAAGGGGAAGAGCUUUUUCUGUGGUGGCAUCCCAUUGAUGGAAUUCCUUCCCCAGAGAUGCUCAUCUGGCACUCAUAUUGGCAUCAUUUCAGCACCAGGUAAAGGCCUUUCUAUUUUCCCAGGCUUUUUAAUUGACUUGUGAUUGUAUUUUAAUUCUUACUUUCUGAAUGAUCACGGUGCUGCUGCCUAUUUUUUGUGGUGUUAUUACAGUGCACCCAUCACCACUGUAACUGAGUCCAUCCACCCUGCUGCUGGUUGUCCCCUUCUCUUUCCUUCCACCUUUCCCAGCAUUAGAGCCUUCUCCAGCAAGCUGGGUCUUCCCAUAACAUGUCCAAAGUAGGAUAAUUUGAGCCUGGUCAUUUGUGCCUUGAGUGCGAACUCUGGGUUGAAGUAGCCUUGAUAGUUCUCCCAAUUAAAUAGUUUUCUGCCUCUGAGUCUGAAUUCAGUAUAUGUUUUAAAAAUCUGACUCCUUUUAAAAGGAAUCUGAAUGUUUGCUUGCAAGCAAUGAAGCUGUUAAGUUUCAAAGGGUCUGGUGCAAAGCUCCUAUGAGAAUACUGCACACAGCAGGGAACAUUGAGAAUAGCAGUCCUCAAAGACAGUGACAAUUUAAACUGCUAAAUAAUGCCUUCAAGAGGUACGAUUCUCACUAUAGUCUUUGCAUCAAAUGGCAAAUUGAAAAUCGCUUCUCAUUUUCCAAUUACCCUGCAAAUUCUAAUCUUAACUGAGUUAGAGCAUAUUGGUUUAUUGCUUUAUAUCUUGUCGGGAGCCACCUUGAGACCUCAAAAGGGUCAAAAAGAGUGCUAUAAGAAACCAAGAAGUGAAACUACAAUCUCUCUCUCUCUCUCUCUCUUUUCCUCUUAUUCUCUGUAAUCAAGAUUUACUUGAAUGGAUCAAGUCACAAGUCACAGUCUAAAAAGGGGGGGGGGGAAUGGUGUGCCUAGUAAGUUUGUACUUCUGUAUCUCAAAUGCCUCUUGUUACAGGUUGGAGCAAUGCUGUAAUCGUAAAACUAAAUUUCUUUUGGAAACUCUGAAGGAUCUUAGUUUCCUGUCUUCAGAGAGAAUGAAGUUGCCCUCCUCCCUAACCUUCCUAAAAACCGGGGGUCUCACCCAUUUCUUAGUAAUGGGUUUGGAGUGGUGUGCCAGGGGCAGCAUUCCCCAAAAUUCGAUAGAAUCAGGACAAACCCUAAAUAACUGAAUUUGAACUUUAAUUAAACAGUGUUGCAUCUGAUCACUGAUUAA
Candoia aspera is the source of this 3876-nucleotide messenger RNA. Its product is annotated as arylamine N-acetyltransferase, pineal gland isozyme NAT-3-like. The transcript has a single exon. The record is from RefSeq and is a predicted model, not a curated record. Bases 7 to 885 code for a protein of 292 amino acids. NCBI's taxonomy places the organism in Eukaryota, Metazoa, Chordata, Lepidosauria, Squamata, Candoiidae. Gene Ontology annotation, molecular function: arylamine N-acetyltransferase activity.